AUGUCCAAAAGAAAGGAGCCUUCACACCCUGAGCUCCACCAUCCAAGCACCAAACGAGCCAAAGAUGUCGAUGCCCACACUCCCUAUGACCAACUUGCCACUUGUCUGGCCUCACAGCAAUCGCCUGGAGAAACCAGGAAUAUUCUCCAUUGGUUCCGUAGCAAAGACCUUCGCAUCCAUGACAACCGGGGGCUGAACGCUGCAGCAACCUUCGCCAAAGAAUCCCACGCCCCUUUGCUCUGUGCCUAUCUGAAUUGUCCUGCCGAAUUUCGAAACCACGGCACCUCACCUGCCCGAACGGACUUCAUCUGUGAGAACUUAGGGCUGACGAAAUCCGAACUGGAGGAUCUUGAUAUUCCACUGGUGUUCCUCGAGGCAAGCGAACGGGCCGACCUGGUGCCAACCAUCGUCAAAUUUAUCCGUGGAAACAACAUUUCCCACGUAUUUGCGAACUAUGAAUACGAGGUCGACGAGCUUCGCCGUGACAUCAGAAUCUUGGAGGAAGUCAACAACGCCAGCUCCGACUCCGACUCCCAUUGUGCUGGCUUCCAUGUCUCUCUUCAUCAUGAUCAGACAGUCAUGGAACCUGGCACCAUGCUCACAGGUGCUGGAAAACCCAUGAAAAUAUUUACCCCCUAUCACAAGGCCUGGCUGGCCGAGGUGAAGGCCAAUCCUGGUCUGCUCGACACUGUGCCACCUCCUUCCAAGAAUUCACCCAAGGCUAAGAAGGCGCUGCAAUCCUUCUUCGGUAGUCAGGUCCCAACUCCACCGGAGGAGACACAAUUUUCCUGUGAACAAGAGAGAUCUCAGAUUCGUAAACUCUGGCCUCCAGGCCACCACGCGGCGAUUCAGCGUCUGAACGAGUUCUUAAACGACAAGCUUGCUGACUACGCCGUGACGCGCUCCAACCCGGCCAAGAACUCAACGUCACGUCUGUCCGCAUAUCUCAGCGCCGGAGUGAUAUCUGUACGGGAGGUGUUGAGUGAAGUGCGAAAGCACAACUCGGGAUCGGCGGACUUUUCGUCGAGGGGUGCCGACGCCGGGCUAUCCGGCUGGGUGCGCGAACUGGUGUUUCGGGAACUCUAUCGGCAAACGACAAUGACCACACCACACACAGCCAUGAAUCUGCCGCAGAACUUGAAGUUCGACUUUGUCCAAUGGGAGAACGACGAAGAAGGCUACGACCGAUGGGAAAACGGGACGUUGGGCGUCCCCUUUGUCGACGCUGGCAUGCGCCAGAUCAAAGCCGAGGCAUAUAUGCAUAAUCGGUUGCGCAUGAAUGUAUCGUCUUAUCUCUAUUGCAACCUGUUGGUUGACUAUCGCCGUGGCGAGCGGUAUUUUGCAGAGACGCUCAUCGACUGGGACUUGAACAAUAACACCCAGGGCUGGGAGCCCAGUUAUACCGUCUUCAACCCCGUUAGUCAGGCCGAAAAGAACGAUCCUGGCGGCGAAUACAUUCGCCAAUGGAUCCCAGAGCUGAGGAACGUCAAGGGUAAGGCUGUUUUCGACCCAUACCAUCGUUUGGACAAAAAAGAGUUCGACAAGCUGGGGUACCCCGAGCCUUAUGUCGAUUGGCACGAGACAAAACAGCGAGCUUUGGAGAGAUUCAAGAGCAAUAUGAAGGAUGCCGAGCCUUGA
This is a messenger RNA of Capronia coronata CBS 617.96, 1638 nucleotides long. RefSeq lists its product as uncharacterized. The record is from RefSeq and is a predicted model, not a curated record. Gene Ontology annotation, biological process: entrainment of circadian clock by photoperiod; circadian regulation of gene expression. NCBI's taxonomy places the organism in Eukaryota, Fungi, Ascomycota, Eurotiomycetes, Chaetothyriales, Herpotrichiellaceae. Gene Ontology annotation, cellular component: cytoplasm; nucleus. Bases 1 to 1638 code for a protein of 545 amino acids. Gene Ontology annotation, molecular function: DNA binding; FAD binding. The transcript has a single exon.